Messenger RNA from Protobothrops mucrosquamatus (brown spotted pit viper), 1380 nucleotides. RefSeq names its product death-associated protein kinase 2-like. Bases 1 to 1302 code for a protein of 433 amino acids. The record is from RefSeq and is a predicted model, not a curated record. Gene Ontology annotation, cellular component: cytoplasm; nucleus. Gene Ontology annotation, biological process: intracellular signal transduction; positive regulation of apoptotic process; protein phosphorylation. The transcript is spliced from 13 exons. Gene Ontology annotation, molecular function: ATP binding; protein serine/threonine kinase activity. NCBI's taxonomy places the organism in Eukaryota, Metazoa, Chordata, Lepidosauria, Squamata, Viperidae.
AUGGUGGUGCUGAAGGGGCGGACGCGUUCAGGCUCGCUGGAUAUCUGGGUGCGGGGUCUGAUUCUCGGGGCGGUGGAGCAGCUGAUGGCGAGGGAUGGAACCGAAGUGCGCCCUGGCAACUCGGUGGCUGCAGGGAUCCAGGGCCCCCCGUGCAGCCUGGAAGACGAUGAGGUUUUCCUGGGCACCGAGGCCAGGCUCGGCACCACCCAAGCGGAUCCCUUCCGCCACUGCAGCGUGGAGGAACUUUACGAGCUGCUGGAGACGCUGGGCAGCGGGCACUUUGGGGUGGUCCGGCGUUGCCAGGAACGGAGCACCGGCGCUUUCUACGCAGCCAAAUCCAUCAAGGUGCGGAAGCGCAAGGGCAGCCGUCUGGGGCUGGACCGCGAGCAGGUGGAGCGCGAGGUCUGCAUCCUGCAGCAGCUUCAACACCCCAACAUUAUGCGCCUCUACGACAUCUUUGCCAACCAGGCCGAGAUGGUGCUGAUCCUCGAGCUCAUCCAGGGCGGCGAACUCUUUGACUUUAUUGCGGAAAAGGAGCUGGUCUCGGAGGACGAAGCCAUUCAGUUCCUGCAGCAGAUCCUGCUCGGCUUGGCCUACAUGCACGCCCACCAUAUUGCCCACUUCGACCUCAAGCCGGAGAACAUCAUGCUGCUUGAGAAGGACACCCCCAGCCCCAAAAUCAAGAUCAUCGACUUUGGGCUGGCGCAGAAGCUGGAGGAGGGGGUGGCCUACAAAAGUCUCUGCGGGACCCCCCAGUACAUCGCUCCUGAAGUGAUCAACUACGAGGCCCUGAGCACAGCCACAGACAUGUGGAGCAUCGGGGUGAUUACCUACAUCUUGCUGAGCGGCAUGUCCCCAUUCCAGGGGGAGACGGAUGAGGAGACCCUCUCCAACGUGGUCUCCGGGAAUUACGAGUUCGAGGCCAAGUAUUUCAGCCAAACCUCGGAGAUGGCCAAGGACUUCAUCCAGAAGCUGCUGCUGAAGGAGCCCAGGGACCGAAUGAUGGCAGCUGAAUGUCUCCUUCAUCCCUGGAUCAAGCCGCUGACCCGCAAGCAGGCCAUCAACCGGAGCCGUUCCUCCAUCAACAUGAAAAACUUCCGCAAAUUCAACGCUCGCCGGAAGUGGAAGCUGUCCUACCACAUGGUCUCGGCCUGCAACCGUCUCUGCCGCCUGGGGCUCCUGUGCCAGAAGCAGAAGACGGAGGAGGAGGCGACGGCCCUGCGGGACUGCGAGAGUGACCAGGAAGACCAACCCAGCAGCCCGGUGGUCUUGCUGCGCAGGCGUCGGAGCAUCUGCUCCUGAGUUCGUGCAUCGGCUCCCGUCCACCUGCCCUCCGUCCUUUGCCCAUGCUCAGAGGCCAGGAUGGCAGCGUCCUGUCCG